AUGCCACCGAAGCAACACGUCCUAGCAGGUCUCGGGAAACGCAAGGUCACCCGAGUAGCAAUCCUCGCUAGACUCAGGAGAUAUUUAAUCAACUUGAUCCGUGUUCCUCCCUCCCACGGCCCGGGUGUCCCCGAAACUCGUGGGGCAAAUGUCAAGCGCGCUGACAAAAUCGAACGCAACCAUUUUUAUUCCGAAGACAACAUUAAUUCCGAGGCAAAUUUUAAUCCAAAGGCAACCUUGGGUAUCCAUGGUGUCCACUCACUGAGUGUCCGAGCUAGCUGGACCUUUCGAAGGUCCCUCCUACAGGUCAGCUGGUACCCGAGUACCUCACUCGUCAAGAUUGGUGGCCGGAGUAAGGAGAAUGAAAGCUUGGAAUUCCUGUCAAAAACCGACGCGAUCUUGGACGUUUUCCUGCGAAAUCCGGCAGUUCCAAAGGCGGGGACAGGUUGGGAAAGGAAGGGAGAGAGGCGGCGGUUCAAUUCGGCCUAG
Prunus armeniaca (apricot) is the source of this 489-nucleotide messenger RNA. The record is from the annotation of a GenBank genome assembly. NCBI's taxonomy places the organism in Eukaryota, Viridiplantae, Streptophyta, Magnoliopsida, Rosales, Rosaceae.